UAUAGUUUGUUGCACCAUUCUUCACCUUCUCCUCAGCCAGGUGGCCAUCAUUCUCCACAGUCUGUACCCCAGUUAUACUGUAACUAUGAUGACUCAGCGGGCUGAAGACAUUCGAGAGAGGAUUACCCAGUACACUACUGGUAAUGUGCUUGGGUAUGAGCGGGUAGCUCUGCAGCUCUUUGGGAUGACGGGGCAUGGGAAGUCAUCCCUCAUAAACUCGUGUGUGUGCGUGGUGAGGAAUGAGGAGUAUCAGAACCUGGCCGGAGCUGGUGUAUCAGAUGGAUCAAUGACGACCAGCAGACAUGAACAUGUGCUUACAGACUCUCUGGUUAUGGUUGAUAACCGAGGAUUCCAUAAACUUAAGUGGGAGGAGAUCGUGGAGGCCUGCGCCCAGCUCCGCUCCUUAAGAGACAUUGGAGAAGUGUCCUGGAAAAGGGACAACCUGGAAGAGACCUUAAGACAGCUUCCAAGCAAGUACACAAAUCGUCCUGCAGAUUUCAUUUUGCCAGUGUUGGUCUACAGGGCGACCUUUAUUUUGAAUUCUGAAGACCUUUCCGCCAUAGAAAAACUGAUCACAAAUUCCUUCAAAAUUACAGGAAUUCACCCUAUUGUUGUGAUCACCGACUGCACCUCAGACAAGACUGAUCAAAUUAUGAAGAAGUUUGGAGCCCUUGGGGUAAUGAAGAGAAUCUACCUGGAGAACUACACUGAGAACAGCUGUGACCGUACGGAGGAAAAAGAUCAAAAGAUUCUGGAAUUUGUCAACAUGUGCAUCAAAGAGGCGGAACGUGGCCUGAGGAUGAGGCAGAAUGAGGAUCGUCAGACAAAAUUCAUCACCCAGGCUACUAAUCAGAUAAAACUUGAGUCUGAUAUUUUGAGAAGAGAAAUUAAAGACUUGAAAGGUUCUGUGAAAGGGGGCAGGUGUACACAAUCUUAAAAAGAGUUCUGCCAAAAUAAAUUAGGAAAAGCUAAGGGCUAAUGUACAUGGCGUGUACAGCCAUAGGAAGCAAAGGUCAGAUUUAUUAGCCAGUGGUCUGGUGUCCAAAACUUGUAACUGUUUGUGCUAAUCUUAGUGUUCACACCCCAUCCGAGAACGAGCCGGGAGAAGAAUACACUUAGGCUAGGUUUCCGCACAGGUUUUUCAGAUGUUUUUUUGGAAAUCUGCCACUGCAGUUUUUGAGCCAAAGUCAGAAGUAGAUCCAGUGGGAAG
Messenger RNA from Hyla sarda, 1210 nucleotides. RefSeq lists its product as uncharacterized. The transcript is spliced from 4 exons. The coding region runs from base 86 to 937 and encodes 283 amino acids. NCBI's taxonomy places the organism in Eukaryota, Metazoa, Chordata, Amphibia, Anura, Hylidae. The record is from RefSeq and is a predicted model, not a curated record.